Molecule: messenger RNA, 10110 nt
Organism: Sphaeramia orbicularis (orbiculate cardinalfish)
Lineage: Eukaryota; Metazoa; Chordata; Actinopteri; Kurtiformes; Apogonidae
Gene: cplane1
Product: ciliogenesis and planar polarity effector 1
Exons: 50
Coding region: 199-9750 (3183 amino acids)
Biological process (GO): cilium assembly
Cellular component (GO): ciliary transition zone
Molecular function (GO): protein binding
Source: RefSeq, a predicted model, not a curated record
CGAAGAAGAAGCGGUUCCUACGGUAACGCACUGAAGCGGUGGAGGAUCACGGGAAAUAUUCUGCAACUGACGCAGAGGGAGUUUCGAAAUAUUGUGUAUUUAGUUCUGGUGAAACAUGUGAAACGUGUCCUGUAGCUGUAUUUCCGUACCCGUCUGGACUCCACAAUCAAAUGGAAGAACUGAUUCUGUCUUCCAAACAUGGAGCUAAAGCUGGAGGUAGUUUUGUCAUCAAGCAUCAAAAGAAAGAAACCAUGGCCGCGGUUCUGCUGGCUGGGUCAGGAGAAGGAGUCUGUGUUCCUGUUAGAUGACAAACGGAUCAGUGAGAUCAACAUGGUGUCGGGUCGCACCAAGAGAAGAACCCCGAAGCUCCAUCCUCUGCUGAACAACGUGGUGACGAUGGGUUCAUCCCACAACGGUGUGUGGCUGUGUGGACUCUUGGGAUCAGGAGAGCUGUUUCUGUGGAACAGAGAUAAGGACAUGUUGAAAACCACCUCAGCAGUUCCAGAAGUAGUUCAGAUGAUUUCAGAGGUUCAAGGACAUGCCUCGAAGCUGUGUCUCCAGGUUUCAGGGGAUGGUACAGCUGUGCUCCUUGUCGCUGUAACGGGACAUGUUUUCCUGUGGGAAUGUCUGGAUGUCAGAGAUCUGAUGGGGAUGCGAGACUGCACAGUCAGUGGAACCUGGGCACAGAUCCAGCCUUUGGAAGACACCCUUCUGCCUUCUGCACGAGACAAAGAGGCCUCUGUACACACCAUGUUUGUGAAGACAGAGACUUUUGGUGACACCUGCCUCUCAGCAUUUGUUUUUACAUCUGGGAAAAAGCUAAUCAUCACCUUCCUGAAAAUUCAGUGGCAGGAGGGCCAGCUGAAGUUGGGUCCUGUAGACUACAGCGUCCACUGGUCCACCCAGUCAUACCCCAUGGCUCGUCUCACCCCUCCUUGCCAACCGGUGAAGUCCAGAGGAGCUUUGGUUCCAGCGUUCUCUCCUGAUGGGAAUCUGUUAGCCAUCGUCCUGAACCAGAGACAGCCCAGGGCGACGCAGGUCCUGUUUAUAAGCACGCAGAAUUUUGUGUCAGUGUCAAGAUGCCUUGGAGGAUGUGGAAGCAAGAAAAAGGACAUCCCCUCUAAGUACAUAAGAUCCUACUGGGUUGGGAGUGUGAGCUGGUCAGCUGAUGGUCUGUUUCUGGCUUGCGUUCUCAAGAGAGGCUCUCUUCUGAUGCUGCCUCGCCUUGGGGGCCUUCUUACACUGUCAAGCCUGGGUUGUAACGUUGACUUUGGACCUGCACAUUUCCUCCCGUUGCACCCCCUGGUCACAUAUCGGCCUCCGUUGUCUGCAGGGAAAGCGGAUCUGUCCUUGUCUAACUCUAGCAUCUCACUGCGGGACGUCAUGAGGCAGAGAUACUCAGUCACCUGGCAUCCUCGUCUUCUCUACCUCAUUGUAUCUGACGGCUACAUGGCCACGCUUCUGAAGGUGAAAGACAGGACAACCCCUGCUCUGCUGCUGAAAACGAUACUAAUGGACACCAGCAGGGACCUGGAGAGGGCCAGCCAAAGACUGGAUAAGUCAGAGCCUCAUGUUAGGGCAUGGCUGGAUUCCGUAUCUUGUCUGAAUCUGGAGAGCAGCCUGGAGGAUUUCAGCCAUGGUGUCAGUCGCCGGCCAAACACCACAGACUGGGUCACUUCUGGAGCCGCAGACAGACUGCCCCUUUUCCUGCAAGACCAGGGUACAAUGGGCAACACCAGGGAGCUUCUGGAAAAAGUCCAGAACGUCUUUGAGGAGGACUCAGAUCUGGACGGUGUUCCUGCUGGUUCCCAUGUGGAGGACGGCGGCCAUCUAGAGUUCGCCUCUAUGUUUGACACUCUCCAUGCGCUGGACACGUUCACCGACUCUCAACUUCUUCCCAGUCCAGAUUUUGAGAAACACGUCACGGUGUCAGACAGGAAAAUUCCUCCACUCCCUCGUGAACUCGAAAAGAUACAAACUAAGCUGUUGAGUGCGUGGGCUUUUGGUUUGUCUCUGGGAAACUGUGUAGAACAUGGAACUCAUCUGCUGAAGCACACUCUCACCUGCGUGGUCCGAUUCGCUGCUUUACUCCAUUUGCUUCCCAGCUCCACUGUCCACACAGGAGAAGCCUCCACUUCCCUUCUGCUCUUUCUCAAAGCGCUUUUGCAUUUCCUCCCUUGGAAUGCCGCUCGCUCAGAUGGAUCUCAGUGCAUUGGGCUUUUGAUAGAGUUCAGUAGACGGCUGGUUCGCCUGGUGCUGACCCCAGACCCUGAGUCCUACCAGACCGGUCACUGUCAGCUGUCCUCUCACAGUCUGUCUGCGGCCAUGCGUAUCCUUCAGCUGGUCUCUGAUUCUCUGGACCACACCUACAGCCUACAGCAAAGACAGCUCUGGUUUCCUGUCCCAAACGAAGCUCAUUCUCAGUCACCACAGCUCUCGUCUUUAGAUUUAUACCACGUGCCUCUGCUUCAAACCAGUACACAGGAGAACCCCCACACAGAACAUCAGACACGGCCUGCUCUCCUGAAACCAUCCAGCAGGUUACAUGGAGUCUGGAGGUAUGUGUACGUGAUCACUCAGCAGUACAUGGAAGAGCUGAAAAAUGUGGAUGGUUGUGACAGCUGGGAGGCUGAACAUCAGCAGAUAUCCACCAUCAUGUCAGAGAUCCAGGUGGCUCUGCAGGCUACAGGAGAAAGGCUGGAGGAGGGUUCUACACUCUUGGAUUACACAGGCGAACAUCUUUUUCUGUGUGGGUUUUACUCAAAAAGUGCUGAAAUGUGGCAAAGGCAAAUCUGGGAAGAGAGCAAAAAAAGCUGUGAUCACAGUUUGUUUCAGGAGAAACGGCUUUGUCUGGCUCUCCUGUACAGUCUCUUGUCCCAGUACCACCUGAGAGAAGCCCAGGAGCUGGGAGACCACAUGGCCCAUCUAAUACUGCAAAGGGCCCCAGACCAGGACUUGAUAAGAGAUGACUCUCCUCCGUGCUCGUGGCUGCCCGUGGACCUCAGCACUGACACGGCCUGUGCAGUGGUUCAGACCCUGGGAAGAUUCAUGGCUUCCUACUUCGCCAACCAACCCCUUUACAUCAUGCCACCACACAGCGUGGAUGUUCUACCUCCUUUACAUGUUCCUCAUGCUCCUAGUAUCGGCCGUUUGGUUCCUCUGUGCCAAGAGGAGGUGGCUCGAGCAGUUCGACAACAGCAGCUCUCAGAAAUAUGGACCGUGGAAUAUGCACAGGACCUGCUGCUGCUGGGGGGUCUGCUGCCAGAGACUGUGUGGGUGGCUUACCAUGUUGGAGACUGGAGGACAGCGGUGUCUCUGAGCCUAGCAUAUACAAGCUACUGCACUCAGCUGUUUGAUUUCACUCGUCUCAGGAGAAGAGAGUUCCACCUCCCGACAGCUUUAGAACCAGCAAGCCUUUUUAAGGAGGGGCUGGAUUGUCUUCUCUGCAGUAAGGACGAUUCCCAACAACACAAAGAAAAGGAUGGUGACAAGAGCUUCACAGUAGAUCCUUUAGAGGGAGAAGACUGGGACUUGCUGCAGGUUUCCAUACAGGAGAUUCUGAAGGCGUCGGUCAUGGCUGCGGUGGAUGUUUUGUCUUCCCCCUUGUCGUCUUUACUGGAUACGGCCAAAGACUUGUGCGCUUGCUUGACCGCCAUUGUGCCGGGUGGAUUGUAUCUGCCUUCCCCACCACUUUAUUGUCCUCAGCCUUCUCCAAACACACAGGAUCCAGUUGGGACAUUAGUGCAGUUUACAGAAGUCGCAUCCCGCCAUGAAGUUUCUGGAGUCCUGCGGAGAUUACUCUUACUCCUGAGAUCUGCUCGUUGUUGCCUUCCUGCAGCUCAGUGGUACAUCAGCCAACUGCGCCGCGUCAGACACCUUCUGCACAAGAUAAAGAAGAAGUAUUCCUAUCCAGGAGUUUCAGAAGAAGAAAAGGCCUUCCCAGAGGCUCUGAUGAAGUUCAUCGGCAAGGGGGGGUUCUUCAGACGGGGACCGCAUAAAGACAGUCACCUGGACGGUCAUUCUGGCAUCACUCAGGCUAUAAUCUGUUUCAGGGAGCUAUGCGGUUUAUGCUGGAUGCUUCAUGUCCGAGACCAGCUCUCUAUUUCUUGUCGGAAGUAUCAGGCAGCCAGGCAGCACGAUAAAGACAAACAGAUUCCUAAUAAUUCAGAAGUGAGAUCUACUUGUGUCGAUGCUCUUCGCUGGGCAUGCCGUUACCUGCCUUUCUCUCGUUUCCUUAACGCUGAAGAAAUCUGUCAGGAUAUGGUGCUCAGCCUUGUGUCGGAACUACCACCCUUUUCUCUGGUGGCUGAUACGGUAGCGCAGGCGUUCCCAGAGGAGGAGGAGUCUGUGAGAGUCCCACUGAGGGAAAAGUAUAACUCACUACUGCAGACGCUACGACGGUGUGAUGUCCUCGAAGAGGAUGAAAAUGAGGAAGGAAAUGAGUCGAUGAUGAUUCUGAUUGGAGACAAACUCAGGCAGAGGAAAAAACAUCUGAGACGUUUGCAGAGGCAUCUUGGCCCCCUUGAGCUCCACUUGUGGGAAAAAGAAAUGGAAGAGGACGACUGGGGAAGCAAACACGGCAUGGCCAUGCUACGGCAGCUGUCCCUGGGUACCAGUCUGAGCACCAGCAGCUUAACGGACUGUGGGUUCCCUCCUGUCUACAGUGAUGGAGAUACUAUAGAAAAUAUUUCUGAGGCACCGGUUUCUCCCAAGCAGCAUAAACGACCCACGACCAGAAGCAAAAAAGCUAAAAUGCUCCACAGAGGGGAUGCACAGAAUAUCGCUGUUAGGAUUGAGAGUGUCAUUAAGGAAGAGAGUCACUCAGGUGAUACUAAAGACAACGACAGCCACCUUAAGUCGAAGCAGCCGUCCCUACCAGUAGUUGGUACCUGGGAGUUUGAGCUGGAGGAUGAAGAGUAUCUAAACUUCUUACAGGUCUUCCUCAGCUAUGUGCUGGAGAAGGAUUUUGCUGAUGGAGUGAACACAAGCAAUGAACUUCCUUUGCUGAAGGACUUUUCCCUCAAGUUGAGGGAGAGGGAGCUGCAUUCUCUCACCUUUGAUGUUCUCACAACUAUGCAUCGACGACAGAGGGAUAAACACCACGAAUCAAGAAGGAAGUCCACCAAAGAGCCUCCAGUGUUCAGGGCCGGGUGUUGCUUCAGGCAAAUGAAACAAGGUCCGACUUCGCUAACCUCCUCCAUAAGUGAAGCCCACAUAUCGAGAAGUACCCUAUCUGUGGAUUUUCUUUCUGACCUAAAGGCAGGUGUCCAAAAAGGUCUAUUUGCCCCCCGAAAGCAGAGCAGUGGAUUUUUACACCAGAGAACAAAGCCAGGCCACUGCAGCUCAAAGACGAGCCCUAUUCGGAGCGCUGUUUCCACGGAGCAGUCGUCUGCCUGCUGGUUUGGCUCCUCAGCUUCUGUGGAUUCUAUGAUGGAACUACAGCAGGGCCUGGAUCCGAAACUAGACGCUCAGUUUCCAGAGCUGGGCCGGCUGCUGGAGUGGAUGGUCCGCUGGGCUGACAGGAGGGGGCCACUGGGACACCAUGGCAAAAAGAGGGAGAGGGAGAGGGGAGAAGGGGCAGCCGAUGGAGGAGUAGUGCUCCGUGUCAAAGCGUCUGUUCCUGCUGUCCUUACGUCCCUCAGUUUGACGGAGAGCAAGUACUCGGCUCUGUUCAGGACAGACCGCUACACCGCCCACAUCCAAGUCCCACAAACACAGUGGAUUGUAGCCCCUGUGCUGAAACCAGCGCUGGAUGGGAAACUGGAAAGAGAGGGUGGUGUGGAUAGAUGCCGCCCUGAAUCCACCAACACUUCCAUCACUGUUCAUGAUCACAGUCCACAACCAGAAGUUUCCAUUGUGUCUGAAGUAGAUGAACAGGCCAUUCCUACAACACAUGUCCAUGAUAACAGUCAACAAACCUUUGAGACUCCGAUAAGAACAUCAGGAGCACAACAACUCCUUCUUGAUGAUCUCGAUGUUACGCCUGAAAAAGAAGGCAAAAGCUGUCACAGUGAUGUCCCUGAGGACUCAUCUUCUGUUUCCAGUGAAAACUCUUGCACACCUCAAACAAGUUUAAAGCUCGCAGACCUCAACAUCUCAGAAAACAUGUCCAUUUCUGACCUUAUGUACCGAAAAACCACAGCACAUGAAGAGUUCCAAACUCCACCUGCUGCUCAGCCUGAGCCUGUGGUUCAUGCAGGUUCUGAUCCACCUGAGGUUCAGCUCUCCAACGUACCUACAGAUCCAAGCCUUGAGCCCCACAGCUCCACAGCGGGUGGACCCACCACAGUGCCUUCUGCCACUGAUCAGCCCUCAUGCAGUCCACAGGCUCCACAGAUCAGACGUCUGGGUGAAGACUUAUUCAGACUGGUCCAGAAUAUCAACUACAUAAGCCUGAUGGAGGUUUUGGAUACUUCGUUUUCCAACCUGCAGCUUGCCCAGCAGAACUCCUCUGUGGCCCAGUCUAACGUGAACCCCUUAAACUCUAAUGUGACAUUCCCUUAUGCUAGGAACUUCAUACCUCAGCUAAAUUCCGUACCUGUUCAAACCAACGUGUCUGUGGUGCCUCAGACACAGACUAGUGGGCCAAAUUCAGGAUCUGAGAAAAUCCACUUCAGUCAGGCGCCUCCGUGUACACAUGUUUUCCAGCCUUCAACUAGUUACCAGCAUCACACCACAAGGAAUGUCCCUCCAACUGGAAGUGGUGCAAGCGCUCAGUGUCAGGAAAUGCAGCCACUUUCUGUUCAGGCAGAAUCUCCAGCGGUCCAGUUCAGGGAAAGCAGGACUUUAAUCCCGUGCUCCCAGGGGCUUCUUACCACCACAGACUCCAGCCAUGCAGUCCACAGUGUCCCUGCAGUAGUUCCCUCUAAUGAUAGUAUACAAAGUGAUCCUGUUCCCCUGGUCUCAGGCCUCAAGUUGCUUCAGCUACAUCCACCUCGGUUGCCCCAGCAGAGUGCUUCACACUGUUUCCCAGUACAGCAGACUCCAAACCCUGCAGCUAAAGAAUGCAGUCAGUCCAAGCCAAACGUCAGUGGCCAAACUGGGACUUCAGUGCCAAGAAGACAACUUGAUUUUAAUAGAGACUCAACUCAUAAUCUCCCUCCCAGGAGCUUUCAGCUGCAGAAUCAGAUGUCAGACAGAUCGAAGGCACAGGAGUUGCCAGUGUUUUCUCCUGGUUUAUUCGCUCACACACAUUCAAAUCCUCUGGGACUCCGCCUUCUGCACUUUGAGCCUGAUUCACGCAGCAACGUCAUGUUUCCCAAACUCCCAACGCAGGCUUCCUCCAGGCCAUCGCCUACUAUUGUACCUCCAAUGGGAGGAACUCAGAAGAUCAAGCUUCUUCGCAUAGAAUCGCAACCAAAAAUGAUGUGUCCCCCGGCAGCGUCUCCAGUCCAAAUGGCUCGCCUCAUCCCUCUAGAGGAGUUGGCGUAUUCAGUGAAGAUGCGGAACAUUGAAGAGGCUCAGUUACAGCUGCUUCAAGUAGAACGUCCGUCUGAAAGCACUGACACAACUGCUGCUUGUUUAACCUCCAGCUCAAGCAAGAGGCAGAAGAGAAGAGAUAAGAUGCAAAAAGCAGAGGUCACCUUCAAACCAAAUGUUUCCAUCAUCCCGACACAAGAGCCCUCAGAUGAGCCUGCAAUUUUAGAGGAGAUAACCGAUGGGCCAGAUGUUGCCAGAACACUUGGGUCUUUGGUCACCGGUCAGACAUUAGUAGAGAAGGCCAUGUCCACUGCAGCUGAGCUCCAUGCCUUUGCAUCUACGUGUAAAAGGCCUCCUGAGUGUCACGAUGCUUUCACCAACACAGACCCAGCUCGUCCUCCUACUCUUGUGUAUAAAGCUGUUUCUGUCCAAACCUCUGUGAAUGCAGGUAGCCCCAAACUGCAAAAUUUCAGGAAUCAGCCGGAAGACAAAGAUUCUCCAGUUGGAUCCAAAAAGGACGAAAUGAAUCUGUGUCUGGAUGGCCGUCAGUUCCUAAGUGUCUUGGAUCUAGAAGAUAAAUCCCUACACCAGGACUUGCCCCCCAGUCUGACUCUCAGCCCUCAAACUCCGAACCCCCCCCUCAUUCCUGCUUCCCCUACAUCUGCUUCGCUUCAUAUUCUGGCCACCUCUGUUCUCACCACUGCUCCUACUGAUGAUGUUGAUCUGCAAACCUCAGUCGAUUGUCCUGAAGAUCUGAUGAAGCCCUCCACUCAUCCAGAUUCCCCUCAGAAUGCAGCUCCACUCAGCCCCUCUGAGAACGGUGGAGAAGCAGAUGGAAUGACUGCAGAUCAGUCCGACUCUGAGGUCUGCAGAGCCUUAAAGGCCCACAGGGUGGAGUCCUGCACCACCUCUUCCUCUACACUCCCACCACGCUGGUUCUCAUCUCGUCUGUCAGAGCUGGAUUCGCAGCUGGCUGCCCUGCAGAACAUCGCAGAUGGUCUGGAAAAAGACUUCUCCAACUCCAGGAUGUUGGUGAAUGCCAUUGAAAAGCUCAGCCCAGUCCUGGCGUCUGAUGUAAAAACCACCACAAUAUUAAGAAAAACUGUUCGACUCGCCGUCCCACAUGAAGCAUGGACACCACAACUAGACACUUUAAUAGAACCGAAGGCCUGUGAAGAGGAAGAGGAGGAAGAGGGACAUGUGGCAGAUGAAGACUCCAGGACUCUGUCUGUUUAUUCCACUAAACCUGGUCCUUCCAGUCUUCACACACCAACAAAGUUCAAAGAGCAGCUGGGUGAAGUAAAUGGGAUAUCUGAAAUAUGGACGGAGGACAAUCUGGGUCAGUCGGAGCUAUCUGAUACAGCAGAAAUCUUAGACGAACUGGUUAGGGAGGGGUAUAUAUCACAGACCGACCUGGAUCUGUCCAUGCCACACACUGACGACCACAGGAGCAGGCUGGAGGUCCACCAGAGCAGCUGGAUGUCACAAGACCGAGUCCUUCCAGAGGACGAGAGGAGGGAGCUGAGGGUGUGGAUGAGGAGAAAACAAAGGGAGAGACUGGCUGUGUAUCAGAAACACAGAGAAGCCCUGAGAGAGAGGGAGCACAGACCCUUUUCAUCCUCUGGAACACUGAGAUCAACAAAUAAAACUCAACAGACGGUUUGCAGAACUAGAGCGGAAAAAGAAAAGGUGAAGCUUCUGGAACAGUACUACCACAGAACCCUGGAGGCCUGCUCUUUGGCCGCAGCUCCUCCACCAACACCAGGGUCUUUACGAGCGGACCGGCCCACCACCGCUCCACCCUCUAACAGCACCUACAGGGUUUCCAGUGCACCUGUCAGUGACGGUAGAAGCCUUGACUAUCAGCUGCGACCUCGCUCACAGACUGGGUGGCAGGGGUGGUCUUCAGAGGACUACCGCAGGAGGCUGGGACUACACAGACCUGUGACUUCUCUGCCAAAGGACCGUCUGUCUCAGGUGACCCGCCGUGGUAUGAUUACCAACACAAAGAGAGGAGGUAAAGUGCACAUCAGACAUCCAAGAACAGCAGUUUUAAACACCAUGAGAGGAACCCAGACGGAACAGAAGAAGAAGGACAAGACCCAGAUGGACCAGUGGUGGAAGUCCUCUGCAGAACCCUGGAGGCUGUCGGACACAGAAGAAACAGAUAAGACAAUCCCGGCCGGAGCAUGUGACCCCCAGGCAGACGCUCCUGCAGGGGGGGGUUCAGGGAUGGACUGGUUGGAUCGUCUGUCUGACAGCGGCGGCAGUAGCCUCAGUAAAAUCGACUGGGCUGCAAUCGAGAGGAUGGUCGCUGAUGAGGAAAGUUAGUUUUACUGCAUAAAAACAAAAAAGAUUCUGAUAUGACUUAAACUGACAAUCUGUCCAGGACUUGACUGUAUGUGCCUGUUUAUAUGGAAACACUUAAGACGGGGAUGUUUCAAAUAAUUCUGGAGAUAAAAUAUUUUCAGCGUUUGACAGAAAUAAAUAAAUAAAUACUGAGAACUUAUUUCAUCGUCAGAGUCAUAAAUCCUUUAGUGGAGGUUGUAAUGAAACUGAACAUCUCCAGAAUGUUCUGUUGUUGACUUUGUAGGUUUGUGCCAUUUGAGUUUGUAAAGUUUACUAUAUUUAUACUUUAUUUUGUAAAGACUUCACUGUCGCAAAACUAAAUAAAAAAACUUUUCCCUCACA